AUGAUCUCCGGAAAACUGGACGCAGUACUGAACAAAUUCGAGAUUCGUGGCAUGGUCCUGCUAAGUCUCUUCUUACAAAUAGUACUCAUUGCUCUUGGCAACCGCAGAAAAUACAGCACAAGAAACUGGAUCAGAGUUGUCCUCUGGCUCGCGUACUUAUCUGCUGACUGGGUUGCAACUGUUGCCCUUGGUGUCCUCUCCAAUGGAGAUAGUGCUACAAAUUUAAAAGAUGAUUCUAUGGAUGAACACUACGUGAUCAUAGCUUUUUGGGCGCCAUUUCUACUGGUACACCUUGGGGGUCCGGAUACUAUAACUGCAUACUCAUUAGAAGAUAAUGAAUUGUGGCUUAGGCAUCUACUUGGACUUUUUGUCCAAGUAUUUGUGGCGUUUUACGUUUUUAUAAGAGCCCUAAAGCCUAAUCCACUUAAUUUUGUUGCCUUGCCAAUAUUUGUAGCCGGGAUAAUCAAGUAUGGGGAGAGGACUUGGAUUCUAAGAUCUGCAAGUAGUAAGCAUUUUCGAGAGUCGUUGCUUCCAAAUCCUGAUCCUGGUCCAAACUACUCAAAAUUUAUAGAAGAAUAUGUAUUGAAAGAAAAGGAAGGGUUUGAGUUAUCUUGGAGUGUGAGUGAAGCUCCUAAACCGGUGGCUCAUAAGUAUGCCACUGGAAAGAAUGAUAUCAUUCCAAAUGCAAGCAUCUUGAAUGCUGCGUAUGAGUUUUUUCUAACAUUCAAGAGGCUCUUUGCAGAUUUGAUUCUUAGUUUUCAGGACCUUGAAAAAAGUUUGUCAUUCUUUCAAGAGAGUUCUUGGGACAAUGCUUUUAAAGUAAUUGAGGUGGAGCUAGGAUUCAUGUAUGAUGUUCUCUACACCAAGGCAUCUAUAAUUCAUUCCAUAUGGGGAGUAGCUCUGCGAGCCACUAGCUUUUUGUCAACCGCUUUUGGGCUGAUAGUUUUUUGCCUUAUUGACUGGAAAUCAUAUAAAGCAGUUGAUUUGUGUAUUUCACUAGUGUUGCUCGUAGGAGCUAUUGGCCUUGAGGUAUACGCUGUUCUUCUGCUGCUUUCGUCGGAUUGGACACUACUUUUGUUGAGUAAGCUCAAAAACCCUUUAAUCGACUUUAUCUAUAAGUUCAUCACUUGUUUCAAUUGGAUUACUAGCAAGAAGAAAUGGUCCAACUCAAUGGCACAAUACAACCUGCUGAGUUCUAGCUUAAAUAACAAGGCUACUAUAUGGAAUUUCAUCAAAAACCAUGUCUUCCAGAUUUUAGAUGAUUAUCAGGAUGUUAAUUCAGUGGACAUCCCUACUGAAAUCAACAUUUCUAUAUUCAGUCAACUUGUGGAGAAAUCUAAAGGGGCUUCUGAUUUCCGCAUGUGCAAAAAAUUAUGUGGCGCCAGGGGUGAAUAUGUACUCGCGAAGUAUAAAUGUGCUGAGAAGUUUACAUGGAGUGUUGAGUUUGAGUUUGAUCACAGCAUUCUUUUGUGGCAUCUUGCCACAGACUUGUGUUAUUUCACUGACAAGACAGAGAAUCCUGAUUCUGUUCUUGAUUCAAACUGUAGAAUAAGCAAAUUAUUAUCAGAUUAUAUGUUGUAUCUGUUGGUUAAGCGCCCGUUCAUGUUGCCUAAUGGAAUUGGCCAGAUAAGAUUUCAAGACACUUGUGCUGAAGCAACUGAAUUUUUCCAAGAACUGAAAAUCACGCCAGACGAGGACGAGGCAUGCACAAAAUUACUUCAAGUUGAAAUUAUAAUUCCACCUCAUGAAGUCAAAGGAGACAGAAGCAAGUCUGUGUUAUUUGAUGCUUGCAAGCUUGCCAAACUAUUGCAGUCACUGGAAUGUGGAGAGCUCUGGGAGAAGCAGCAGAAAUGGGAGAUGAUGAGUCAUAUGUGGAUCGAGAUGCUAUCAUAUGCUGCAUGUCAUUUGAUAUGUGUUGCACGAAUUAGUGAAAACUUGCGGAAACUGCUCAGAAUUUCUGAAUCUGUUCUAGUUGCCGAUUCAGGUGGUGGUUGCGGUGGUGGAGAUAAUGGAGGUGAAGGUGGAGAUGGAGGUGAGGAAGACCGAGGUGUAGGUGAGGACGAAGGUGCAGGUGGAGGUGGGGAUGGAAUGGAAGGGGCGGUGGAGGCCGGAGGGGGGUUGGAUUUGGUGGUGAUAUAA
Daucus carota subsp. sativus is the source of this 2139-nucleotide messenger RNA. RefSeq lists its product as uncharacterized. The record is from RefSeq and is a predicted model, not a curated record. NCBI's taxonomy places the organism in Eukaryota, Viridiplantae, Streptophyta, Magnoliopsida, Apiales, Apiaceae. Bases 1 to 2139 code for a protein of 712 amino acids. The transcript has 3 exons.